AUUAUAUUUGUGUGUAAAGAAUGGCUUGAAGCUGGGAAGUUGCAGAGAGUAGUGUUAGUCAUAAUGAGCAAAGCCACUGGUGAAGUACUGGAGAGGUGGAAUUUUCGUAUUGAGACUGAUACUGAAGUUGUUGACAAAGGUGUGGCGAGGGAGAAAAGUGAUAAGGAGAUCAUGAGGGAGAUUCAAGCUAUCAUGAGACAGGUUGCUUCCAGCGUUACUUACUUGCCUUGUCUUGAUGAAACUUGCGUGUUUGAUGUAUUGGCAUAUACGGACACGGAUGUUGCUGUUCCAUUCACCUGGGUCGACAGCGACCCCAAGCUUAUCGCUAACCCACAGAUGGUUAAGUUACACGGUUUUGAUACCAAGAUUCACAAGGUCGACACCCUCGUCUCAUACAAGAAUGACGAAUGGGAUGAAGAAGAGUAGUUAACAGAAGCCAGGACACACGUAUGCAAGGCUCUUUGUCUGUUAAGCUUGCGUUUAUCUCUCUGGGAGUUCUCAAUGCUCACACCUAUGUGAAUCCUUUAUUCACACCUAUGUCGUUUUCUCUUCUCUUCUUUCUGGAAUUGUAUGAGAAUCCUGUACCUGUGUUGUGUUUUGUUCAAAAGUUGUCAGCUUUUUCAUUGUCCUUGUUCCUUUGCAUUGAACCAUUUUGUUUACCAAUCAAUCUUGAUGGUUCUUGAUA
Molecule: messenger RNA, 685 nt
Organism: Camelina sativa (false flax)
Lineage: Eukaryota; Viridiplantae; Streptophyta; Magnoliopsida; Brassicales; Brassicaceae
Source: RefSeq, a predicted model, not a curated record